AUGUCCAAGACUGGACCGCACAGCAAGUCGACGACGCCAAAGCAUCCAUACCUCGCCGGCAACUUUGCGCCCAUCACAACAACAUGUCCUCCCACGCCCGUCUCAUGGACUGGCCGAAUCCCAGAAGAGCUGCUGGGCGGCAUGUACGUCCGCAACGGCGGCAAUCCCGUGACCAAUUCCGACUUGGGACGUGAGGCGCAUUGGUUUGACGGCGAUGGCAUGCUCUCGGGAGUAUGGUUCAGCCGCUCUCUCACCGACCCUACGAAACCCAUUGUCAACUUUGUGAACCAGUUCAUUCUCACCGACGUGUACCGUACUGCCGUCGAAAACCCGACACUUCGCACGCCUAUUCUGCCUAGCAUUGCGACACUUGUUAAUCCAGCAUCCAGCUUGCUGCUCAUUCUAUGGCGCAUCAUGCGUACUGUUCUGCUUGUCUUCUGGACGCACAUCUUAGGUUCUGCACGUGCUGUCAAACGAAUCAGCGUGGCCAACACCAGCAUAUUAUAUCACGAUGGACGUGCACUAGCAACAUGCGAGAGUGGGCCGCCGAUGCGCAUCGCGUUGCCAAGCCUUGAGACGGUAGGCUGGUUUGAUGGAAAUCGUGCCGAAGGAGAAGCUGCACCUGGCGAUCGAGACUCCCAUGCCGAUGAAAAGCGUGAAGCUUUUGGUGGAACGGGCUUGCUGAGCUGGAUGAAGGAGUGGACAACGGGUCAUCCCAAGGUUGACAGGGAGACCAACGAGAUGGUUCUCUUCCACUGCAACUUUGUUGCACCCUAUGUCCACUAUUCUUGUCUCCCAGCUGAAAACUCGGUCGCGAAGAGAACUAGCUCGGAAGGAAGCAGAAUCAUUAAUGCACCAGUCCCUGGAUGCACUGGCGGACGACUCAUGCACGACUUUGGCGUAUCCCGACAUAAUACUGUUAUACUCGACUUGCCACUCUCCCUUACUCCUUUGAACUUGGCAAAAAACAAGCCCAUAGUCUUCUACGAGCCCGAGAAACCCGCUAGGUUCGGUAUCUUUCCCCGACAUCAUCCCGACUCAGUACGUUGGUUCGAGACGGACGGUUGCUUGAUUCUUCACACAGCCAACACUUGGGAUGAGUACAAUAGCGCCGGUGGUAUCUCUGCUGUCAGCAUGUUAGCCUGCCGGUUGACGUCUGCAUCCUUGGUCUUUAGUGCUGGCAACAUCGAGCCUCCCCCACAUCCGAAUCACAAGGAGAUAGUGCGCAGUAAACCCAUGUCCUUCUUCGCCAAGUACGAUGAUGAAGAACAGGUUCAAGAUCCUGAGAAGCCCUUCCUAGACGACACGUCGCCUUUGCUGGGACAACACAAUGAGCCAGAGUCAUCAAGGGCGCCUCAUAACAUCCCCAUCUCAUAUGACGAAGAAGAACAAUGUCGAUUGUAUUACUACCGGUUCUCACUCGCUCCAGGCUCGUCUAACACCAUCACUCAUGAGUUUGCAUUAGCAGCCAUUCCUUUCGAAUUUCCCACCAUACAUCCUGCCACGGAAAUGUCGCGCGCACGAUACAUUUAUGGAUGUAGCACUUCAGAUGAAUCGUUCGGUGCGGCAUUAGGCAAGGCGACCAAAAUCGAUAUACUUGUUAGGGUAGAUGCACAGACUCUACUCAGACGCGCCCAGCAAUCACCUCCACAGGCUGUCAACGGUUGUGUUGACAACCGCUCAAUUGAUGAGAUACUCGCGUCAAACGACCACAACGAUCCCAUAAAAGCAUUCCGACUUCCGCCGAAUCACUUUGGCCAAGAAGCUAGAUUUGUGCCUCGUAAGAUGAAGGAGGCUGAAGCUGAUGAUGGCGCUGGCGCCACCGAACAAGAAGGUUAUUUACUCUUCUAUGUCUUCAAUGAAGACCAGCUAGACGAAAACGGAGAAUGCAAAGCAGAUGCGGAGAGCGAGUUGUGGGUUUUGGAUGCAAGCGACAUGCAGACUGUCAUUUGCAAGAUUCAACUUGGGACUAGGAUACCUUACGGCCUACACGGAAACUGGUUCACUGAGGAAGAUAUCGCUCAUCAGCGAGAAGUCGCAACAGUGAGAUCUGAGUCGGAUGUUCAGUCCGAGACGGGAUCGAGCAAUUUGCGGAAAUCUCUCAUUAGUUAUUUGGGCUAG
Molecule: messenger RNA, 2121 nt
Organism: Alternaria burnsii
Lineage: Eukaryota; Fungi; Ascomycota; Dothideomycetes; Pleosporales; Pleosporaceae
Product: carotenoid oxygenase
Exons: 2
Coding region: 1-2121 (706 amino acids)
Biological process (GO): carotene catabolic process
Molecular function (GO): carotenoid dioxygenase activity
Source: RefSeq, a predicted model, not a curated record